AGGGUUUUCAGCACCAUACAGCAGCCAUAUGUAUCCAAAUGCAGUACAGAUUAUGGGAGAGGGAAGCCAGAGGCCACCCAGUAUAUCUGCAGAGUCCCCAUCCCACCAUUUGUCACGUCCAUUUCAAACUCAUUUUAAGAAGCAAUUAAUAUCAUCAACUCAGAAUUCUGCAACAGUUGAAGGAGUAGCACAUGAAGAACAACCCAAAUCCACAGAUCCCAGUCAAAAGCACGAUCAGAGUAGUUUAGGUCGGCUUCCACAUCAUGAGUCUGCUCCAGUUUCUCAGCCAAAUCCACAGCCAAACAGGUUUGAAGCGUACCAGUCAUCCAGCACUUGUAGUUAUGCAGGUCUGGUCCCACGACCAGGAGCUCUUCUUGAACCUUCUUUCCUGAAAAUGAAUCAGGCAGUUCCACAACCUGUUAUCCUCACCCAGAAUAGACAAGUCCCUAUAGGACACCCAGUUGGUGCACCAGGUCCUAGUCCAGUGGUGGAGCAUGACACAAGAUCUGUUGAUUCUCUUGGUUCUGUUGAGUUACCUCAAACACUUCCUAGCCACCCGUCCGGUACUGAUCUUGAUGAUCGGUUGCCAGCAACUCCAUAUGGACAUAUUCGAUUGAUCAGAGGAUCUCCUGCAUCUUCAUCUAGUUCAAAGAGCAGGUCAGAUUGGUCAAGAGAAAGCACACCCAGUGUAAACUCCUUCAAAAUCCCAUCAUCUUCUCCAUUCUCAGACCCUCAAACUCAGCAGACUUCCCCUCUGUCUCUUGUUAUUCAGAAAGUUAAUAGUGGUGGAAACCCCAUCUCUACCCUACUCCAUGAUGACUUAAUCAAUAGGUCUAGUGUUCAAAGUGGUACUGAAGUAACACCUCGAGAGGCCCAGCAAACUCCAUUAAGCUAUGUACCUGCACCUGUACCUCUUCCUGUACAAGAGAUUUCUGUACGUGAUAAACGUUUUGUUCCCAUACGAAAGAGAAGUGUCCAGAUAGUUUCUGAGGAUAAUAAAGACUCAGAAAUUCAAUGUCAAGGAACAUUUACUUCUCAAGCCCAAGUUGUGUCACUGGUACGACUGACUCCGAGUCCUGCCUCAUGUAAAGAGAAUGAUAUUAAACCACCUGAAGAAAGUGUGCAGUCUAUGGCUCCACCCAGUGUUCCUGGGAUCACACCUUUAUUACCUCACCCAAGGUACCAUCCUCAUGCUCUGAAAAUGAGACCAGAAUUGGGAGGUAGAGCCAUUCAGAUGUAUAAGGAAAGGCCAUUUAUGAGAGGCUCAAUAUUAACAACAUCAAAGGCAGCCCCACCCCCUCUACUCAGCCCAGGUGGCCAUGGGCAUCGUGCUGGGGUGUAUCCACCACAACAGCCACCAAACAGGCCACACAUAGGGUCAAAAGAGGACUUAACAUCACAGAAUAUGGGAAAAGAAGACCAAGGUCAUCCGUUUUGGAGGUAUGGUUCUAGCUCAGAAUUGAGAGAGUCGCCUUUUCAGAUGGACCCUGCUUUGAUUCCCUUACGGUGGCCUGGUAUGUCAAGUGAAAUUGCAGCACAGCUGAAAGCACCCCAAAAUCUUGCUCCCUUAUAUCGACCUGGAAUUAACUCUUAUCUCUUUCGUGGGGGCUUUGCACAAGGAUCUCUCAUACCACCUAAUUAUCCAUCUCAGAUGUAUCAACAGCCCUGCAGUUUACCAGAGGGGCACAGACCACACAGUAAUGAAACUGCAGUAAAACCAGACUGUGUGAAGGAAACCAAGCCAAGUCAGGAAGUUUCACCAGAUGAUAGUCCUAUCAAUGUUGUGGAUGAAGCACCAGAACUAUUGCCUGCAAGCUCAAUUGGUUCUGAAGGGUCAAAAUUAGAGGGGUUAGGAAAGUCCUUACAACACCACCUCACGUCCCAAAAACUUCUUACUGAUGGAAAAGCAAAGGUACCCCUCACUAGCCCAGUAGUUCAUCAGAAUAGUUCAAAUCUUCUUGAAACAACAUCACACACUGGUGUGUAUGGGUUACCUCGAUCUGUGUCAGAAUCCAUUUUGAAAAGUUCUCAUGCAGGAAGUGCACUCUCAGGAGGUCUUUUCCCAAAUACCAUUAUGUCAGGAAAUAGUAGUAACUCUGUUAUUGGAAACACUGGGGGAGGAUCUUUAAGUUGUAGUGCUAGUAAUGCUGUUAGUAAUAUCAUUGAAACAGUAAAUAGCCUUGAAGGGACAGCAAAUGUAAGCACAGGUGGUGGCUCAUUAACAUCCCAAGAUGAUGAAUGUAGUGCAUCUAUGAGACAGUUGCACCCAACAACAGGAGAUUUGCAUGAUGAUGCUCGUCAUGAACAAGCAGGGAAACUGGGAAAAUUCUUAAAGAGAGUUAACAGAGGUUCGGUAGAUCACCCACGAACUGAGGCUAGCACUCCUGUCAGCAUAAUUGGUGGAGAAGAUGCAUCAUGUGUUGGUACAUCUGUUGCUGACCAAAUUAUGGAAGAUGUUCCCUCCACUUCAAAGGAAGAGCAGGAGGCACCAGGAAAGGAAAGUACACAUUGUUUCAAAGAACCAAAUUUUGAAGUAAGUUUAUCAGAGACUCAGUUGCGAGAUUUACGGAGUAUCCACCAAGAUCAGGAAACAGACCGCCAAUUCAGUAGAGGAUUCAAGAAGAGCAUUUCUUCAAAGUUUGAGGAUGACAAUGCAUCCACAGAAGUUGAUGUUGUGACUGUAUCUGAUGAAAAUUCAAAAACUCCUCAGGAAACUGAAAAUAAUCCAAUCAUCCAGAAAAGCCUUCAUUCAGAUAACAUCAGUGAAACACUGUCUAUCCUACAAGGUAUUGUUGAGACAUCAAGAGAGCAGUUCAUUUUGGAAGACUUGGAUGAAGAUUCUCAGAAACAAGACAGUAGCAAGGCAGCAAAAGAAGUUGACUUAACUCAGGUGGGAAAAUCAUCAGUGGACCGGUUAAAAGGCUUUGAGUCUUCUUUCCAUGCCUUAAAAACUAACCUACUACAGGAGCAUGAUGAUAGUGAUGCUGAUUCUGUUCGUAAUAUGGCUGGAUGUAGAAUUAUUACGAGGCGGAGUAGCUCAUCUAGCCAAGCAAGUGAUACAUCACGUUUCUCUGUAAACUCUCCGCCUCCAUGCUCCCUCCCAAGAUCCUCAGAUGGUGAGAAUACAGAAGAUGAAAUGCCACAAGCAUCUAAGGAAUUGACAACAGCUGAAGAGAAAUCCGUACCAACAGUUGCUACUUGCAGUGAGGGUAGUAACAGUCAGAUCUCAGCUGAUGGGCCAGCUGUUUCAUGUAAAGCAGUUGUUGAGGAGCCAACUGUAGAUAUCAGAGUUCCAUCAACAGAAAUGAGAAGUGAACUUGUUUCCUUAUCAGAGUGUUGCAAUGAAGUUCAAGAGGUAGAGAGCGAAGUUGAGAAAUCAGGAUCAGUAAGCCAUCAAGAUCCAAAAUUAGUGACAGAACCUGAUAUUCCAGCACCAAGGUCACCUGCUUUAGAUUCCUCUCAGAAACCUGACAGUAUCACUUUACCUGUUGAUGUUUCUAAGUCAAGCUUGGUCUCCCAGAGCAAUUUAUCAGCUAGAGAGGUGUCUGAUGAUCCACCAAGCAGUGAAUCCCUCACAGGGAAAGAAAUCGGAGGAAGUACCCCAGUUCAUGAGCAGAAUAUAGUUUCAAGUGACCAGAGUGUAAGUGCUUCUGUGAUAGUUCCUGCUGAUACUGAAGUCGAGAGACCAAAGUUAGUUUUGAAAUUGAAAACGCCCAUCAAAAGGACACCAACAAAGGGAGCACUGAAAGCUUUUAGUGAAGAACUGAUUCAAAAGGUGGUUGAAACUAGCACCCCAGACAGUAGCUCAGAAGUAACAUCCACAACACCAGAUAACCCAGUUGUUUACAGGAAGCCACGAGGAAGACCACCCAAAAAGUGCAAACCUUUACCACCCAAGAAGAGUCAGUACACCAGAGUUACACAGCCAGAAACUCCUGCAACUCCCAUAGAUGAAACAAAUACACAGAAAAAUUCUGUAGUGAAGGAAAAUAGAACGCAGGGGUUAUCUAAUAAAAAAGAUAAUUCAGGAAUUGUUUUUUCAAAACCAGAACCAGCUCCUCCAACUCGUUUGAGAGGUAGGCGUGCAUGUGCAAAUGUCUCAUAUGCAGAAUUCUUUGAUGCUGAUGCACUAACUCCAUCCGCUAAGGUUCUUCCGCCUGUGCCUCAAUUUACAAAUAUGAAUGACCAGCUUUCAGGAAGUGUUCAGCCAUCCCCUAAUAUAUCAAAUGUAAUGCAGUCACCUGGAAGUGCAGGUCAGCCUGUAAAAAGACGUCGGGGAAGGCCAAAAAAGAUAAAUAAGGAACAAGAACAUCAAAGACUACAAACAUUGCCUGAUGUACCUACAACACCAGCUGUUACACCAUUUCUUGCUGAAAAUGUCUCUACAAAGGAAAAUUUAAAUUCGUCCAUCUUGGGCUCUGGUUCCGCCAAAGAUAGUUUAACAACAAUAAAUCUCAAUGAAUUACAUGAUAAUGUACACCUCUCAGAUGAUACAGAUAAUCCUACUCCAACAAAGAAGGGAAGAAUGCAAACACAAAGGAGGUUGGCUGCUCAAUUUCCCAAUGAAUCUCUUCCUAAUGAUAACUUGGAAAAAGACAGUAAUACCAUUGAAACCUUAGAAGCUGGUGAAAUGCCUGGCAAAACAACUGAACUUGCAGGUGAAUCUCAACCAUUAGAUACACCAUCUCCCCAGCUUACUGUAGUAGGCAAUAAAGAAUCAAAAUUGAAGAUCACCAUCAGACGUACAGCAGGAGGAAAGAGGACUGCAGAUAGCACUUUCAAGAAGCCGCCAAGAAAGAGAAAGAGAAAUGAUCAAAAUCUAGCAAGUAUUGAAAAUGUAAGCUCUUCCAUGACUGUAGAUCGUCAGCUGAGUAACCUCGAUGGCAAGGAGUCACCAGAGGCUUUCCCACUCCACUGUGACCCUCACGAUCCUCUUGGUAUCGACUGUUCUGAGGAGACUGGAGGACUGGGUAAGGCAGGCAGUAAGAAUGUUUAUGAAUUUGAAGAAGACGUCAGUGAUGAAGAUGUUCCUGUUGCUCAGAGGCUAAAGAGCUGGGGCAAGACGAGCAACCCCAUGUAUAAGAGAGCAAGGAAAAUUGUGCAGAAUGCCAUAAGAACUCCAGUAAGAGAUCCAAAUUUCAGUUACUUAAGAACCCCAUCUUGUACACCCUGCCAUACCCCAGGUUAUAUGACUCCUUCCUAUAUUUCAAUGCCAUAUCCAAUUUAUACCCCAGAACACAGAGUAACAUAUUCAGGUCCUGGAUCAACACCUCGUGGAGGUUUGAAGAUUCGCUUGCGGAAAAAGCCACGCCAGGAGCAACUUAUUCUCAGGAUCAAAAAACGUAGUAUUCCGAAAGCUCAACUUCAGCCAGCUGUACCCUCUAAGUCUACUAUUAGUAGUACCUCAUCUAGCAGAGUUGAGGAGGAGAACAAUAAUAGCAAAGAAAAAGAUGGUAAAGAUACAGGAAGUACCAGUACAUCUUGCUGUGAUGACCAAGUACCUAAUUCCAGAGAUAUUCAAGCAAGCACCUCUGAGAAAAGUGAACUUACAUCACACAAAGAUGCUUCAGCUUCUGCAUCUCACUCAAGUAUCAUUAAACAGUCACUUACAAAAGAGAAGGAUUCAGGCUCAAGCAAAAGAGGACUUCCAACACUUAUCAUCAAGAAGUCAGCUGUGUCUGGCUUUUCAUCAUCGCUUGAGGCCAGUGAUAAACAAAAGGGUUCACUAAAAAGGUUAAAACAAACAGAGGAUGGAUUUGUGAUUCCAGCAACUCCAGUGCUGAGACUUAAACGUUGCAAUUCACAUUGGGAACAGAAUGAAGAAAUAAUUAUAAAAGAUAGGAGUGAGGAUGAACCCUCAGAUAUAGAUCAGAGUGCCUCAUAUGACACAGACAUUACAACUGAUAAUAAUGACGGAGCAACUACUGAUGGAGGUGUCACAGAAUCUGAAAAUGCUGAUGAGAUGAUUGGUAUUGCUAAAGUAUCUCCAGUGAUACAGACACCUUGCAAAAUUAAAAUUAAGCCUCCAAUUCCACCAGAUAAUAUUGAAGAAACAGUUCACAAACUUGAUCUUGCCAGUGAAGGCUCUAGACCUAGUAAUGAGAAAGAUAAAAUUACUGAUGCCCAAGCAAUGGAGCUGGAAGAUCAGUUGCGCAUACUUGAUGCACCUGUGUCAUCGGAAGGUGUAGCAGUUGGCAAUCUUGUUGCUGAUUCCUCUAAUACCAUCAAGAAACACACAUUGCAACAAGAUCAAACACCACAGACAAAUAUGGAAAAAGCUGAGUCUCCAGAAGUAAACACACAGCAUGACAAGAGGGAAUAUGAUCUUGGAAAACAACCUAAGGAAACACAGAACAGUAGAGAUGAAAAUAAACGAAAAGACAUUACACAACAAACAGAAAUUUUGCAGAAUAUUCCAACUCCACCCAGUUCUGUUUCAGUAGCAGAAACAUCCCCAACACAAAAUUCAGUAAUACAGACAUCUCUGCAAACUACAACUCAGUCAUCAUCUUCACCAAAACCUUCACAAUCCACAGUAGUAUAUAGUUCAGUAGGAAAAGAAGUAUUUUCAUUACCUCAGACACCCAAAUCAUGCAUGCCACAGAAUCUGUCAGAGGAGGGUGACAAAAGUAAACAUGAGAAACAAUCAUCAGCAGUACAAUCAUCACUAGUUAAAGAUACAUCUCCAGUUCCUACCCCCAUUCAGCAUGGUACACCUACAGGGACACCUCAUCCUGGUCGGUCUGUGAGAGUGGACUCUGUGGAAUUGGAGUUGGCUGCUAUCUUGGGUUCUCCAAAUAAAAGCUCUGAGAGGAUUGAAACACCAGAUGCAAGAGCGAUGAAUGAUGAAGAUCUUGAAGCUUUAUUGUUAGGAGAUAAAAGCAACAGUUCUGUUAGAAGUGAAACACCAACAACACUACAAGAUGUCAUUGAUAAAAAAAAGAGCUCCUCUGACAGUGUUGAAAAGCAGUCAUUAGCUUCUGAAGUAUACGAUCACUUACCUUGUGAAGAUUCUGAUCACCAGAUGAGUUCGUCACCUGAGCUAUUUUCUAAGGAUACAAAUUGCAUGUUUCCUGGCCCUAUAGAUUUGUCAGUUCACACUUUAAUGGUCAGGGAUAGGAAGCUUAAAACUCCGCCCAAAGUUCUUUUGCAAAAGCUUUCUCCCAAAGUGAUAGGAACUCUUGAAAGAACAUCAAGCUCUUCUCCAGAAGCAAAUGUUAGUACACCUAAAAAAUUUACAAGAAGAGCCCAAAGACUUUUAUCAACACAGGUGGUUAAGCCGACACAGGAAGAUACUGAGAAAGAUUGUAAAGCAUUGCCUGAUAAAUUUGGAGUCCGAGAAAAUGUAAAAAAGAGAAUUCUAGCUAGUCCCCCAGAAAGUUCACUAGUGAAGAAACCACGAAGAAGUGAAAGAAAUAUCAGAUCAGAAGGUACAGUUCCAAUGGAGGCCAAAUUAAGUAUGAUUUUAAAAGAGAGAAGAUCUCAAUAUUCAAAAAGUAAAGACAGUAGUAGCUUGGAUUCAAGUACUGAAGAACUGAUGUUUGUUCAGGACACCGAACCACAAGAUGAGAAUGGGUCUUCUGAAGCUCCAAUCAAUGAAUCUGAACCCAAAGAAAAAUUGAACAGUGAUAAAGAUGGUAAGGAUAACACUGGAGAUAAGACUGUGGAAGAUGAUGAUGUCUUGCCAUCAGUACAUAGUUCAUUUUGUGAAACUGAAAGUCCACACAGUGAAAAUGUUAAAGAAAAUCCAGUUUUGGGGAGUGAAGAAAAAUGUGUUUCCAGUAAAAAUAGUGGGGCACAGGAGCAGUUAAGUUACAUUAAAACUGUAAGUCUUCAUACUGAUGACAGCAACUCGAGCAACCUGGAAGAAAGCUUGAACUCAGAUAUUGAGAGCUCAAGUGUAAGAAGUGAUAGCUCAAAAAGCAAAGAUCAGGAGGCUAUGGAAGAGGUUCAGCAAAAGGAACCAGAAACAAGGAUGACCUUGAGGCAAAGCAGCAGACUACGCAGGCAGCCACUUCAUGUACCUCAUCGCCGUGGUAGAGGCCGUGGUAGAGGAAUCUCGCGUCCAAAACGCACCAGAAUAAAGACCUUAGCAGUUAUUAAUUCCUCUACUGAUUCCCAGGAUGAGAAUGAUACUGGUUUUACAUCAGGCAAAAGGCAUGCAUCAAGGCUUGGACCACGGAAGCAUUUGAGGAAUCUAAGAAAGCAUAGGCAAAUUAGUACAGAUGAUGAUGAUGGAUUCAGUGAUCCAGAUGUGAACAAGAAGACAGCCAAAAAUCUGAUCUUUAACAGUUCAACUUUCCAAGCAAUGUUAAAGAGAAGCAGUUCCAGAAUUAUGUUAGAUGAUGCUGAAGAAGAGGAGAAAAGCCAAGAUGUCCAUUCACCCCAACAACCAGUUUUGACAAAAUCACCCCAGAGCAAAAAUGAAGACCAAGCUGAUGGUCAGGAAACUAGGAAUUCUGAUGAUGUUAGUCCAAAAGUUGAUGAAAGUAAUGUGAAAGAUACAAAGUCAACACCAAGUGUCGAGUUGGAUGGAAGUCAGCUUACAGAAAAUCCCAAAGAAAAUGUGCCUAAGAAAACAGCAAGUACUGAAGAAAUCAGUGAAAGUAUAACAAGCGGAGCUAAAAGACUGAAUAGUAGAGAAACAGCUAAUUCAGAUAAGAAUAUUAAAUUACCUGUUAGCAAAAUAAUAGCUGAAAGAUCACAAGGAGAGGCACAAGAACACAAUCAAGAUACAGACAAGAGACUAGAUGAAAAUUGUGAUUCUGAGAAUGCUGAUCAUAAAGAUAGUUCUACACAAGGGGGAAGUCAGGACAAACUAGCACCAGCAGCACAUAGUGAACGAAAUUUGGAUGACGACAUAGAAGAAACUUUAAGAAGGUUAGAUGGUCCCUCACCACGUACUGUACUAAGGAGUCCACCCCAACAAGAGCGGAAUUGUACAAGAAAACUUUUGACUGAGGCAUCAGGAGACCAAGCGAGAAAAGAGACAGAAUCUAGCACAAAUGAAACUGCUAUUAAGAAUAAUGUGGAAAGUAAUUUAGAAUUCAAGAAAGAGGUAGAAAGAAAGGAAACAUCAGAUCAAGAUGAAAUUAUUGUAUCAUCUGAACAGCCUAUGGCAUCCAUCCUCAAGCCAUCCACAAGUAAAGAACAAGAGAAAUCUGAACAGUUGGCUGUGGAAGAUUCAUUAAAAGAAGCAGAUGGAAGCUUGAAUGCUGAAAGUAGUAAGAUAAUGCGUCAAGAUACACCAGCUCUCUCAAGUGCAGCAACAUCUGACAUUGUAUCUGAAAACACUAGUCAUGGAAAAGAGAACUCCAGUGACAAUGGAUGUACUAACACUAAUGAUGGAGAAAACAGCCAUGGAGGAAGUGGCACAGGUGGUGAUGAAGGUGGCAAUGGAAAUGAUUCGGGGAGCAACAGUAACAGUCCUGUGAGAAAUGUUCUUCUGAAGUCGGUGCAGUACAGUGACGGUAUCAACGAUCAUGACUCAGAGUAUCAUGACUCCAUGUGGAAUAUGGCCUUCCUCACACCAGAACGAAGGGAGAGGGAUGAGAUAUCUCCGCCUCAACCAAGCUCUCCAGGGCGCUCAGACUCAAACAUCAGAAGGAACCUUUCAAGACAGCAGUUAUAUCCAGCAAUUGUAACACUACAGCCUGGAAGCUUUGAAAGCCCUGUGAGAAGAGAACGAUCUGAUUCGUCAUUCAAUCUUCACAUACCCUCGUACAGCGAGAUGGAAGAAAGGGGCCCAAGUGGUGACGAAAAUGUGGAAAUCAUUUUUGAGAAGAAGAGUAGUGCAAAAGAGAAAGAAUGUGCAAUAUCCAAAGAGCAAAGACUCGAUGACAAUCAACAAGUUUGCAGCAGGGACGAAGGUAGCAGUGUUAGUGGUGAAGACUGUGCGAGUCAGUCAAUAAGUAGUGUAGUAGUAGAAGAGCAGGAAAAAGUUAUUAAAGCAUUAGAUGAUAAGGAAAACUCACCGAGGAGAAGAAUUGGAAAUGUUACAUGGUAUAGAAAUUUUAUCUGAUUCCCCACCAAGUGAGAGAGUUAAAGUAACCCAUAGCUUAUCAGCCAUCAAUGAGCUGAACAAAGAUUCGUGCACAACUUCUCCGAAGGAUUUAGGUAAACAUUCACAGAUUUCCUCAGGCAUGAUAGGCAAU
Molecule: messenger RNA, 10154 nt
Organism: Penaeus chinensis
Lineage: Eukaryota; Metazoa; Arthropoda; Malacostraca; Decapoda; Penaeidae
Exons: 3
Coding region: 29-10021 (3330 amino acids)
Source: RefSeq, a predicted model, not a curated record